GUCACCAGGGUGUUGGUCUCUCUCUCGCUCCCCCAAAUUCCCCAUUCUAUUCGCGUCGGGAGAUAACGAUGAGCAGGGGCGCCGCGAUUUCGCCGCUGUUUCACGCCGGAUUCGCGGCGGGUAGCCGUUGCGUGAGGCCGACCCGCAUGAGGCCAACCACUCGCGGGCACUACCGGUGAGUCCCCAGCCCGCCCGUCCUCGCCGGCCCUCCGCAUCUCGCCCCUAAAAUUUCGCCAUGAGAUUCCUAGCUGGUCGUCGUCGAGGCAUUUGCUGCUGCCAUGCCGGCAGGUGCUGGCUUGGGUGGUUCGGCUGGCGCUUACAAUCCGGCCGUGAGCCGGCUUGGGGCAGGUUCCCGGCGGAGUCCACGGGAGCAGCGCCGGCCGCCCAGACCCGGGCAGCAGCACGCAAGUACCUGCGCUCCUUCCCUAGCGCUAACCCAACGAUCUUGCCGUGCGCCGCCGAACGGCAGUGUCACCCCGCACCGAAUCAGCACCAGCCCGUGCAGGAUCCAGUAUCAGCUACCUGUCUUGUAUCUGCAAAUAGAAACGUAGACUUACAUCUAUGGUGUUUGCAUACUUCCUGAUUAUUCUUGUCCUGUUUCCCUUUUCUUUUCAGUCUUUCUCGAGAACUGGCGUAGAGUUGUAGCCUAACACAUUAGGCUAUCUUGUCUGAAUGUUUACAAAUAUAUGCAGUAGGUGUAUUUUGAACUGAAUGUUCUUUUUAUGCUACUAAUUGUCAUCAGAAUAACUUGGUAUGGACUUUUAUCCUUCUUGAGAAAGAUGAUGCCACCAAUACGUAAAUGAGUAGUAUUACCUUGGUGCAUUCGGCCAAGCUCUUCAAUUACAUAGGUGUUGAAAUGAAAACCAGAGAACUCUGUUCAAUGUCUGGUGUUGAUGGCUAUUUUUGAAGAUGGCGAGGGCUACACAGAGAAGCAGUGGCGAGAGGGAUAGGCAAGGGGACUUGUUGGCUGCUUUGAGAGAGAGAUGCAAGGAACCUGAAGCGGGAACCGGCACAAUGUCACCAUGUUCGUUCAUCUUCACGAGGUGCACCUGACUGUACCACCUUUUUCAGUGUAAGAUGACAUUUUCUCUCCACCCUUGCAAAAAAGAAGUGGCUGACUUUUGUUUGUUUUCGUACCCCCAAGCACUACAUUAUACAUUGUCAACCCCAGUGGUCGAUGAAAGAAGCAUUUCUGAGUUUCUCCAGUGGGCUAAGACAAAUCUAAGACAAGAAUUUUGGGACGGAGGGAGUAUAUUCUUUGCAGGUCUGUAAUCUGUUGCUGGUCGGUUACUUGAUGGCUAUUUCUCAAUAGGAUGAGCACAAAUAGUAUGAUACAAUAUCACAAAAGUCAGACACGGCGAUCAUUAGCUGGACCUGACACUAGUAUGAUUUAAUCCAUGGAGAAGUUAAAUGGAUAUGAUAGUGAAAAUACAUGUAUAUAAUUAUCUGCUGCCCAGCUGUGCGUAUCAAACUUGAUCUCAAUCUAAUUUUAGCAUGGAUUUAUUCAUAACUGAUUAACAAUCAGUUCAUCCAACGUGCAAGAAUCAUUCCCUGAUGGAAAGCUAUAUAUACUGAGCACAUAGUAGUAGCACACCACCCAGCAACCUUACUACCAAGAACUAAUCAUCGGUUUCUUGUUGCAUCCUGGUCCUCUUACACUGAAGAAAAAUGGUGAAUUUCUCCAAGAAACUAACGACAGACCAGGUCCCAGGAUGGGAGGAGUACUACUUCAACUACAAGCUGCUCAAGGCAAGGGUGAAGGUGUACACAGAGCAGACAAAGGAAGGCAAUCACGACCGAAGACGCGUUCUCAAAGAUUUCUCAAAGCUGCUUGACGAUGAGAUUGAGAAGAUAGUGCUGUUCAUGAUCGAACAGCAAGGGCUGAUAGCGGCGCGGCUCGAGGAGCUAGGGAAGCGAAGGGCGGUGCUUGAGGACAUCCCACUGCUCCAGGAGAUAACUGAACUGAGAGAGGACUACAGGGCAGUUGGCCAUGAUCUUGUCAGGCUUCUGAAGUUCGUCGAUCUCAACGCCAACGCGGUCCGGAAGAUCCUGAAGAAGUUCGAUGAGCGUCUCGGGUACAAGUUCACGGAUUAUUAUGUCAGGAGCAGGUCGAACCACCCCUACUCUCAGCUCCAGCAGGUUUUCAAGCAUGUGGGUAUUGGAGCUGUUGUGGGGGCAUUAUCGCGCAACCUCGGCGACCUCGAGGAGCGCGAAGGAAGUUACCUGAAUAUCUAUGACCAGAACCCACUGGCCAUUCCAAAGGAUCCCGUGAUCGACAUGAUCAAGGCGACGGCGGACAAGCUGACCAACUCGACCAACUUCCUGCGGUUCCUGGGGCAGCACGCGCUGAUCAGGCAGGGGAGCAUCCCCGACUCGCCGGAGGAGCAGCAGGUGUCGGAGGACAAGUACCACUUCAUCUCCCUGGUGCUCAACCUGGCCAACACCUUCCUCUACAUGGUGAACACGUACAUCGUCGUCCCCACGGCCGACGACUACGCCACCAGCCUCGGCGCCGCCGCCACGGUCUGCGGCGUCAUCAUCGGCUCCAUGGCCGUGGCGCAGCUCUUCUCCUCCGUCUACUUCAGCGCCUGGUCCAACCGCUCCUACUUCCGCCCGCUGCUCUUCAGCAGCGUCGUGCUCCUCCUGGGCAACGUCAUGUACGCCCUCGCCUACGACUUCGACUCCCUCGCCAUCCUCCUCGCCGGCCGCGUGCUGUGCGGGAUGGGGUCGGCGAGGGCCGUCAACCGGAGGUACAUCAGCGACUGCGUUCCGCAGAGGAUCCGGAUGCAGGCGUCCGCGGCGUUCGUCAGCGCCAGCGCCCUCGGCAUGGCCUGCGGCCCGGCGAUCGCCGGCCUGCUCCAGGUCAACUACAAGGUGUAUUCGGUCACCAUCAACCAGGACACGUUGCCUGGCUGGGUCAUGGCGUUUGGCUGGCUCGCGUACCUGGUUUGGCUGUGGAUCUCGUUCAAAGAGCCGGCUCUCGGCGACGCCGACGAUGAAGGUCACCGUCAGGGUUCCUCCGGCGGCUCCUCAAGAUUAGGAUACCGGAAGCAAGGGCUUGCGGGUGAAUACCUGCUGAAGCAGGACGCUGAGGGCGAGAGCGACCAGGAGGAGACGCCGGCUCCGGCGGCAGCGCCGUCGAUCGCCGAGGCGUACAGGCUGCUGACGCCGUCGGUGAAGGUGCAGCUGCUGAUCUACUUCAUGCUCAAGUUCUCCAUGGAGAUCCUGCUGUCGGAGUCGAGCGUGGUGACGAGCUACUACUUCGGGUGGAACACGAGCUCGGUUGCGGUGUUCCUGGCGGCGCUGGGGCUGACGGUGCUCCCCAUCAAUGCCGUGGUGGGCACCUACAUCAGCAACAUGUUCGAGGACCGGCAGAUCCUGGUGGCGUCGGAGGCGGUGCUGCUGGCGGGUGUGGCGCUGAGCUUCCACGUGCCGGGGACGGCGUACACGGCGGCGCAGUACGUGUGCUCGGCGCUGCUGACGUUCGUGGCGGCGGAGGUGCUGGAGGGGGUGAACCUGUCGCUGCUGUCGCAGGUGAUGCCGGCGCGGCUGUCCCGCGGCACGUGGAACGGCGGGCUGCUGUCGACCGAGGCCGGCACGCUGGCGCGGGUGGCCGCCGACGGGACCAUCACGCUGGCCGGGUACCUCGGGCAGGGGGCGCUGCUGAACGCCACGCUGCUGCCGUCGCUGCUCAUCUGCGCCGCGUCCAUCGCCGCCACGCUCUCCACCUACAACUCGCUCUUCUACUAGCCAGCUAGAGUGCCAGGCAGCCAGCGAGCGAGCACCUUCGUCACGGUGUGUGUUUUGUGUUUGUGUUGUUUCAUGUUUGUGACUCGCUAUGUGUACGCGUGUGAUGCUCUGAACGUCCGAUGGCUCGGGGCACACGGGAACCGACGGUGCGUCA
Triticum dicoccoides is the source of this 3904-nucleotide messenger RNA. Its product is annotated as SPX domain-containing membrane protein OsI_32082-like. Gene Ontology annotation, cellular component: membrane. The coding region runs from base 1669 to 3750 and encodes 693 amino acids. NCBI's taxonomy places the organism in Eukaryota, Viridiplantae, Streptophyta, Magnoliopsida, Poales, Poaceae. The transcript is spliced from 7 exons. Gene Ontology annotation, molecular function: transmembrane transporter activity. The record is from RefSeq and is a predicted model, not a curated record. Gene Ontology annotation, biological process: transmembrane transport.